Trichoderma atroviride IMI 206040 is the source of this 1023-nucleotide messenger RNA. NCBI's taxonomy places the organism in Eukaryota, Fungi, Ascomycota, Sordariomycetes, Hypocreales, Hypocreaceae. The record is from RefSeq and is a predicted model, not a curated record.
AUGUCGCGUACUUCUGUCUCCAUCUUAGCGCUCACAGAGUCUUGCGUUUCUAAAUUCGACAACCUUCUUGCAUCAUAUGCUCGGGGCUCACAGCGCAUUGAAUCGUUGGAAAGUCGGCUAGCUGACUUCAACCUUUGGGCCGACGGUGUUGGCGCCUUAGCAAAGCCUGGGGCCUCGUUGGAUUCCAGACUACAAGGUCGUCUCAACGAUCUCGCAUUGGUGAAGAAUGUUCUUAUCAUGCUGGCCGACUCUCUGGACCAUUGCGUGGGCCUCGCUAAAAACGAAACAAACUACGACGAAACAGCCCAUCACGAAGCUAUCCAAAACCUUGACUCUGCUAUCAAGAAUUUGGCUUUGAUCGGCGUGGCCAUUCGUCGAACGGGACAGGCAUCACGAAACCGUAGGGCCGACAAGACAUUCAAUCCGGACAAUCACCAAGAGUUGAGAACGCAUCUCGAAUGUAUAAUUCGUCUUCGGCCGACAGAAGAAGCGCUCUUUCAGCAGACAGAGAACGGUGGAUUUGUCGCCAAAUUAGACAACUCUAAACUGUCCGAUAUCCAGAACCGCCUCGUGGAAGCAAACCUUCGGCGAAGACAUAAAUUUUUGAUAGCGCAGAAACGUUCCAGAGACCAAAGGAACGUGCAGAUACGUCCUUCAAUUCUUGAAGCUCCAUCACCUGCAGGUAGCGUUCUACAGCAAGAGCCUCUUGCGGACAUACGGAACGCAGAUGCAGCUAAAAAUAAAGAAUCGACAUCAUAUCCAAUUACCAGGGGCCAUGAAGCCACAGCACCAACGAUUUCAAGAUUUUCUCUUGCAUCAACAGCUGAGGGAACAUUGAGAUAUACUCCAGCUGCUAGAAAAUAUACUCCAAGCGUAACGAAAACGCAAAUCACAUUCAUCGCCUCUGAUGUCGAGUUCCCAAAAGCCCCUUCUAUCCCUUUAGGCCGAGAGAUUAUGAAAUGUCCCUGUUGUUGCCAGUCUCUACCAAUUGGAACAUUCCAAAAUCCUAAACUAUGGAAGUAA